AUGGGCGAGUGGGGGAGCUCGAGUCAGGUGAUGCGACUCAGCGAGUCAGCCAACUCGGGCCUGGUCAACGAGCGAGUCCUGUUCCUGGUGUUCGAGCACGUGAAGUGGGACAUCCGCACGCUGUGCUGCGUCGCGGCCGUUAGCUGGAAGCUCCGCGCGCUGGCCAAGCGCCUUCUGUGGCGCGAGCUCUGCAUCUCCCGCGCGCCGCGCAUGAUCGCGGCGCUCACCGAGGGCGCCACCAACAGCCGCAUCAUCGGCGGCUGGCCCGCCCUCGCCAAGCUCCUCUUCUUCUGCGGCGGAUGCGAUUUCGAGUCCGCAUCCGCCGCAGUGAGGCAGUUCCGCCUGGGCCGCCCCCUCCGCGGCCACUUCACGGGGGAGUCGCGGUUCUCGAAGACGUCGGGGCGGAGCUUCCUCGCGAGGAGCUGCCGCGGCGACGUCCUCUAUGUGAGCGACCCGUGCGAGCACGCGGAGGGAGGGGGAAACGACGUCGUGGGGAUAUACAGAGGGGUGUUUCGGUCAUUUUUCAAGUCGAGGACGCGGGAGCGGCUGAUCGCGAGGCAGAUCGGGUUCGAGGAGGGGGUGCGGUGCCCGUAUUGCGCGGCGAGGGUGUGGAGCAUGACGGCGGCGCGGCUGAUUCCGCAGAGGACCGCCGCGAGGAAGCUCGGAUCGAGCGGCGACGGGGCGGUGGAGUACUUCGUGUGCCUCAACGGGCACCUCCACGGGCUCUGCUGGCUGGUGCACCUCUCCUCCGACGACGGCGGAGAUGAGGAGGAAGACGAUGACGGCAGUUUCUGCAGCGGCGAUGAAGACGGCGGUGAUCGGAAUUGCAUCAAUUCAGCCAACAACGGUAAUAAUUGAUGCAAUUACAUAAUUAAUCGGUGCACCUCUCCUCCGACGGCGAGGAAGAGGAAGAUGACGACGGUGAUCGGAAUUACGUCGGUCGAGCUAACAACGGUAAUAAUUGACGCAAUUAAUACGUAAUUAAUCGGGAUUAGUAGAAUAUUAAACCGGAAAUGCAAAUUUUAUUAGUUUAAUUAGUUAAUGUUCACUGGCAUCGGUGUGGGGAUAUCUUUUGUAGGAUUAAAAAUUACUAUGAGUUUGGAAAUUUCUAGUUCUAAAUUUCUAAUUAGUAGGAGUAGAAUGAAUUUCGAUAUUUUUAUUUUGUUACUGAGAAAUUUUUUUAGUCGCUUUAUUCGGUUUGUCGUUUACUGAUAUUUUUCACCUUUUUGUAUAUGCGUUGCAUGUGUUGCAUGCAUCAAUAAGUUUGCCUUAGUAUUCAAGGCAAUUUGUGAAAAAAGUCAAAUUUUGUAAUUUUAAACUUAAUUUUUAAUUUUAUUAGGACAAAAUACGCUGAUUUUUAAUUAUAAGACGUUAUUAACAUAAUAUUUCAACAAAUUAGUAGCAUAUUUAAAUUUAAAUUAUGUAUUAAGUCUCUAAUGGAUCAAAUUCAUUGAUAAUAUCGUCCUUGCAUAGUUUUUACGAUGUUAUAUUAAAUAUAAUUUCAUCCAAAUUAUAUUCUUGACUCUUCAGAAAACUGAAAUAUAUUAUAAAAUUGAUGAUUUUUUUUAAGUUAUAAU
This is a messenger RNA of Salvia splendens (bonfire salvia), 1577 nucleotides long. RefSeq names its product EID1-like F-box protein 3. The record is from RefSeq and is a predicted model, not a curated record. The coding region runs from base 1 to 858 and encodes 285 amino acids. Gene Ontology annotation, molecular function: protein binding. NCBI's taxonomy places the organism in Eukaryota, Viridiplantae, Streptophyta, Magnoliopsida, Lamiales, Lamiaceae. The transcript has a single exon.